This is a messenger RNA of Sodiomyces alkalinus F11, 2477 nucleotides long. RefSeq lists its product as hypothetical. Gene Ontology annotation, biological process: DNA-templated transcription; regulation of DNA-templated transcription. The transcript has 3 exons. Gene Ontology annotation, cellular component: nucleus. The coding region runs from base 143 to 2218 and encodes 691 amino acids. The record is from RefSeq and is a predicted model, not a curated record. Gene Ontology annotation, molecular function: zinc ion binding; DNA binding; DNA-binding transcription factor activity, RNA polymerase II-specific. Lineage: Eukaryota; Fungi; Ascomycota; Sordariomycetes; Glomerellales; Plectosphaerellaceae.
GACUUUACUUUCUUUCCCUCGCGUACUUGGAUUCGACCUCGCUCGCUUUGACGAGUAACCAUUCUCAGCUCGCCACCACGCCCACACGCGCGCGCAUUUUCUUGUCGCCAAAAAACCGCACACGCAUUCUCAAUCCUUGACCAUGACCGGUGCCGUCCGGUCCACCGCCCUCAGGGCUGGUGGUGCCUGUGUGCGCUGUCGCAAGGGCAAGACGAAGUGUGUGUACGAAAAUGGUCGCGCCCCUUGCAAGAAUUGCGCAAAAGGCCUGCACCAAUGCUACCUCCCUUCCGACUCCAUGGCCGGCGCUACGGCUUCCCGACACACGGUGCAUCGCCCAGCGAGGGAGAGUCUCCCUGCGACUGGGGGGACUUCGAGUGACCCUCGCGCCGCGAAUCCGGCAUCGGUCUCCCGCCACAUCCAACCCCCAGCCGGCGAUAAACUUACACCCGAGCUUCUUCAAGAAUGCGAACGCGUCGUUUCCAAGACGUAUCCGGCUUCGGAAGCUUUCCACAAGCCGACCUUCGUCCAACAACUCAAGAACUCCUCUCUUGAACCAGCGCUCGUGUAUGCGCUCCUGACAUGUGCUUCCCGGAGUUCACCGGCACUCAUCCGUCGCUACGGCAAUCAAUCAGGAGCCACCGGAGCGGCCGAGCACUUCGCCAGCAAGGCGAUGAGCAUCAUCAUUCACAACAUGGAUGCUCCGUCCCUGGCCGACCUCCAGGCCAUCUGCCUGAUCAUCAUCCACGAAUGGGGCUCUCGCAAUGCCGUUCGUGCUUACAUUUACCUCGGCCAGGCCAGCCGCAUGCUCCAGAUGUACCGGGUCCUCCACAGCCACCAUGUUGGUGAUCACGGCAAUACCGACCGGUUCCUUGAGGAUGAGUCGUUCCGUCGCGUCCUUUGGCUGCUCUACAUCCUCGAUUGCCUCCUGACCAGCCAUCCCGGUCGUCAGCCGGCUCUCUCUGUGGCCGACACGCUGGAUGUCUCUCUGCCCUGUUUGGACAUGAACUUCGCCUUUGGAAAUGCCGUGUUCGUCAAGACGCUGGACUUGAGCAAGCCUCGACACAUGCCCCCUGACGCCCAGGUCGACGUGGUGGGUGAGUUUGGCCACAUCGUUCUGGCUACGCGCAUCUGGCGCGACGUCGUCCAGAUGCUCUUGUCGCCCGAACCGUUCAGCGAGGACACUUGCGCCCAACUCGUGGCCGCCAUUGAGAAGUUGCGGCAUUCGCUGCCUAUGCAGUACACCGAGAAGCCCGGGCAGAUCAACCUGCACAUCACCAUGGGUUCCGGCUUCACGUACGCCAUGCUCCAUUGCAUGCUCCACUGCGCAUGCAUCUUCAUCCACCGCCGUCGCCUGCUGCACUACGUCACGGCCCACGACUUUAACAUCGAGACGUGGCGUCUCACGCCGGAGUGCCACGAGAUCGUCGGCCACCUUUUCACCUCAUGCCACGCCAUCAUCGCGUUGCUUUCGGCUCUCGACGCCGGAUCCGACAAGGAGUCGAUUCUGUGCUAUCCGAUCGCCAUGCUCUUCUCGGCCUUCACGGCCAGCGCCACGGUGGCCUACCUGUCCCUGAAGGGCCUCACGCCGCAGAAUACCUGUGAGACGGCGAGCAGCCUCGUUCGCGACGGGCUCCGGUUCAUGCAGGACGGCGUCAAUACUUGGCCCCUCAUCAGCUCGUGGCUGCGCCAUCUCACGGUGAUGCACCGUGUCUUGGACAACGACAGCAUCCCGCGUGUGGCCCCCGGUGGAGGAGGAGGAGGCGGCGGGGAUGGGGUACACGCGUCGUCGUCGUCGUCGUCGUCGGUGAAGGACGAUGUCGCGUCCAACGCGGACUCGAACCAGGCCGAUACCUCCAUGGACUACGAGCAUGGGGCGGACAUGCACAAGCACCCGUCCAACAGCGAGAGCGGGCGUGAUAGCGAGCCGCCCGCCCCGGCACCCCGCCGACCCGGCGUGACGACCAUUAACGGCGGGUCCGGCGGGAUCGGCACGCCGGCGGCUACUACCAGCCCGCCUCCCGUGCAGACGGAGGUGAAGCGCUCCCCGGAGUCGGUGCACGGCCAGCCGGUUGUGAGUAACGGACACGACCAGGGCGGCGUCGACCGGCCCGUGCCUCCCGCUCCGCAGGAUAUGACGGCUUUGGAGCUUUGCGUUGCUUUUGAGCGACAGCUGCUCGAGCUGGAUGACCUUGCUGCGUUUAUGGGUGGUGGUGUCUAAAUGUGGCCUAAUAUCUGAGAGUCCUUUUUUCUUGUGUGGUUUGGACUGCAGUUUUCCUUGGCCUUUGUACUACUAUCUUCCGACGGUUCGGCGUGGUGCUGAUCAGACUGGAUUUGGGGUGUUCUAUUGCGGCAGCGUGGGCCGCGACCUGCAAGCCAAACACGCAACCGGUGCGGUGUCGCUUGACAGCUGCCUUGAGUGGCGAUGAGUUGACUGUUUUUGCAGUGUGACGUUGGCUGCCUUUUAUUGUUUGCGUGGU